This is a messenger RNA of Spea bombifrons (plains spadefoot toad), 3082 nucleotides long. RefSeq names its product splicing factor SWAP (gene SFSWAP). NCBI's taxonomy places the organism in Eukaryota, Metazoa, Chordata, Amphibia, Anura, Pelobatidae. Gene Ontology annotation, biological process: mRNA 5'-splice site recognition; RNA processing. Gene Ontology annotation, molecular function: RNA binding. The transcript has 18 exons. The coding region runs from base 80 to 2800 and encodes 906 amino acids. The record is from RefSeq and is a predicted model, not a curated record.
UAAGGCUCCGUGAAGUGACGGAGGCCUGUUUUUGUCUCUUCCUGUUUCUCUGUGUGGUGUGUCAAACAGCUGGUCCGGGAUGUAUGGCGGCACAGCACGGAAGAAGAGUCGGUCGAACACCGAGAAGAAAGCCGUGGCGGAGUUGCUGGUUUUCGGCUAUGCCUGCAAAAUCUUCCGCGACGAUGAGAAGGCCGCGUACCACGAGCAGGGGAGACACCUCAUCCCGUGGAUGGGAGAUUCCCAAAUCAUGAUCGAUAGGUAUGAUGGACGUGGUCAUCUGCAUGACCUGUCUGAAUAUGACGCUGAGCACAAUUCAUGGAACCGAAAUUACAAUUUGUCAGAAGAGGAGGCUCGAAUAGAGGCUCUAUGUGACGAAGAGAGGUAUUUAGCGUUGCAUACGGACUUGCUUGAAGAGGAAGCAAGGCAAGAGGAAGAAUAUAAGAGGUUGAGUGAAGCGUUGGCUGAAGAUGGAACUUAUAACUCAGUGGGCUUUCAAUAUAAAAGUGAUUAUUAUGAUCCUUCGCAGCCCACAGAAGAGGAGGAGCCACAAAGGGACAAAGAUGACAGAGAAUCAAGUGAUACAGAAGAUAACGAGGAACCAUUUAUUGCACCGGAUGGACUUAAUGUUCCUCCUGAUGCAGAACUGCCACCAACAGCAAAAAUGCAUGCUAUUAUAGAGCGUACAGCAAAUUUUGUCAGCAAGCAGGGUGCUCAGUUUGAGAUCAUGCUAAAAGCUAAACAGGCGCGGAACUCCCAGUUUGACUUUCUGCGAUUUGAUCAUUACCUCAACCCUUACUACAAGCACAUAUUGAAGGCAAUGAAGGAGGGACGCUACACCUUGCUGUCAGAGAAACAAAAUGAGAAGAAAAAGUCCUUUGUUAAUGCUGCGGAUUAUGAAGAAGACGACGAUGAUGAGGAUGAUGAAGGAAGUGAUUACCUACACCCAAGUCUUUUUGCUUCCAAAAGGUGUAGCAGGCUUGAGGAGCUCACAAAGCCCUUAAAAGUAAUGGAUCCAGAUCACCCUCUGGCAGCUCUUGUUCUGAAAGCCCGGAGUGAGAACAUGGCCGCUGAUGCUUCAAGCAGCGUCCCCGCUCAAGCUGCUGAAACGGAGAGCACUACAGACUCAACUGCGACAAAUGCCUUUUACAAUUACUACAUGCUGCCAGAUGGGACAUAUUGUCUUGCACCGCCACCUCCAGGAGUGGAAGUUAGCAAUAGCUAUGGGACUUCACAAGCAACAGCUGUAGCUUCAGAGUCCGGCACAUCUCCACCUUCAUCUUUAAUUAAUAGUGAUGCUAACAGUAAAGCACUACCAGGCACUUCAUUAAGCACAGUCGCACCAAUGGUUGCCAUCAUCCCUCCACCUCCGGAUAUCCAGCCCGUUAUUGACAAGUUAGCCGAGUAUGUUGCUCGCAAUGGAGUUAAGUUUGAGACCAGCGUCCGCUCAAAGAAUGAUACAAGGUUCGAGUUUCUGCAGCCAUGGCAUCAGUAUAAUCCAUAUUAUGAAUUUAAGAAACACUUUUACAUGCAAAAAGAAGGAAUCCUCAAUUUACAGCCUGCUGCGACAUCACAAGCUGGUAAUUCUGCAGAUGCCCCAAGUGAAUCUCUAUUGCUUGCUGAUACUGAUACACAAAAAGGAAAUUCAGAUGCAAAAGGUGAUACGUCUGGGAACAAAGCACUCAAUGAUGGUAAAAUGAAAGCCUCCUUUGCGCCAAUAAGUUUUGCAAUCAAGGUGAAAGAAACAGACCUUCUACCCUUGGAGAAAAACAGAGUUAAAUUAGAUGACGAUAGUGAGGAGGAAGUGGAGGGGGCUUGCAAGGAAGGACCGCAAAACAAGUCCAGCGGCUCUUCUAACAGCCAGUCCCUCCACACAGCUGCUACCGUAGCUGAAGAUAGAAAACCUCAAUUAACUCCAGAGGAGCUUGAAGCCAAACAAGCAAAGCAAAAGCUAGAAGAUAGGCUAGCUGCGGCAGCCAGGGAGAAGCUGGCACAAGCCGCCAAAGAAUCAAAAGAAAAGCAACUGCAGGCAGAACGCAAAAGGAAAGCGGCGCUCUUCCUGCAGACAUUGAAGAACCCGUUGGACAUAGAACUAGGAAGAACAGAGGAGAAUGCCCUCAGCCCAGAGGUUGUGAGCAGUAUGGAAUGUGACCUACCAGAAGACACCAUCAUCCCAAUGACAGAGUAUCCUGUCGUUCAAAGGUCCCCAAUCAGACACUAUCCAAGAGAAGAAAGAGAGAAAAAGAAGAAGAAACGUAAAAAGCGAUCCAGGUCAAGGUCACGUUCGCCUAAAUAUGAUUCCAAGUCAAAGUCGCGAUCCCAUACGAAGGUGAAACAUUCUCUUCCUACUGCUUAUAGAACAGUCAGGCGUUCCAGAUCAAGGUCACCCAAAAAGCCAUCUCAUGCUUCUGAGAGGAGGCGAGAAGAAGAGCGAGAAUAUUCAGGCGGCUACCAUGUUGGGUACAGUCCUGGAAACGGCCGGAAGCGGGCACGGUCACGCAGCCCUCAUGAAAAUAGGAAAAAGAGACACUCCAGGUCGCAGACAAAAUCAAAACCCAGGUCUCGUUCCAGCUCACCAGCCAAACAGGGUGCAAACGGGAGCUCUGUGCAUUCGUCAAGUACCUCUCCAGUGGAGAGCAGAGGCUCCAGCCAAGAACGCUACAGGGGAAGCUCUCAGGGCAAAGAUGGCCAUAUUGCAUCAGAAAUUGUCUCUUCGGUACAGACUAAGAUAACUCAGGAUCUCAUGACUAAAGUUAGAGCAAUGCUUGCGGCCUCAAAAGAUACGCGUAGCAGUGCAUCUUGAUGCUUGUAUACAACACUCAUCAACUGCCAGUAUCAAUGGUUAAACUGGGAAUGAAGUCCGAACAACUGUCCUUUUUUUAUUUUAUAUAAAUAUUUUUUUAUAAAGUUGUUGCAGUAAUUCCAUUUGAUUUCCCUGGGGAAGUCAAAUCUGCCAUUGGUCAAUUUUUGAUUGACAUUUUUUCCAGUUCCUGUAUACAGUGACCGGCAGCUGCCCCUGUAUAUAUGUGUAUAUAUUUCUGUACCACAGUCCUACAAAAUAAAAUUUGGUGGAGAAAAUCUGAAA